GCACCCGCGCGGGCCAUCCAUCCUUUGAGCGAAACGCGACAGGCAUAGAGGGUGGAGGUAGUACCUGACGCAUUUACUGGCUACUUUCCAUCGCCAAGGAGUAAGGCAGUACUUGACGACAGAGUCCAGGAGUAUAGUCUUCAAGCACAUUCUCUCUCUCUCUCCUCUCUCUCUCUUUCUUACUCGGUCUCGCCCUCUCAACUUGCCGCCGCUGCUCUCGUGUCGCCAGCUCGCCCCCGCAAGACGCACACGCCGCCAGCAUCACAGUUCAACUCCCAGUCAACAUUCUCUCCUGUUGUUGUUGUGGAGGAUAAGGCUAGUCAUCGGGCGGUUCAUCAACUUGCUGUGAUUGUCCAGGGUUUUGUCAUCGGAGGUUGACUCGGUCAUGUCGUACUCGCAGCAGACUUCGAUGCCGUCAUCAUACACGCUUUCGCAUCCGAUCUCACCGAUCUCACUCUCGCCGCAGCCAGCAGCUGGUCACGGAGAUGAUGAUGACUCGGAUGCUGUGCCCGAGUUUACUCGCAUUGUCUGUGGUGCUUGUCACGCGCCCAACUCGCUCGAGGUGAGCCACUGCUCAAAGUGCGGUGCAGCUGUCUCGCCGACUACCUGUGCGCUCACCACCUCGCCGUGCCCGUUCUGUCUGCUGGUCGCGGCCUUGGAUGCAGCAGGCGCGGUUGGACACUUUGAUCCGCCGCUUGCCGUGGGCAACGAGAGUGUACACUACGCCGACUCGGACGUUGUGGUCUUUGAUGCCUUCCACGCCGCGUCGUGGCUGCAGCUCAACAUCAUUCCGCGCCACCACGUCGCUCACCUCGCUGAGCUCGACAGCUCACCAGACUACGCCACUGCGGCUGAUCGCAAGGCGCUUCUGGUCAAGCUCUACACUGCUGGCAUGGCGGUGACCGAGCGCCUUGUCGCUGUCGCCGCGCCGCCGUGGGCCGCCGAGGAGGUUUACUACCCAACGGCCCGCAACCCGGACAUUACCUUUACCGCCGCCUACAACAUGCCGCCUUCGGUCCCGCACCUCCACUUGUACAUCAUUGCCACCCCGUACCAACGUCCGAUGAGCUUCAUGCGGUCGCAAGCCGUCGCCUUUCCGCGCUCCAAAACCCACGCCGCCGUCCUCAACUCCCUCGACCGCCACGGCCGCUGCAUUGCCGGCAAAGAUCGCGAGGCGCCCGAGUACGAGGCCGAGGAGCGCGCCGCUCAUGCCGUCGACGUCGCCCGCAUCGUCUCACUCCACGUCGAGCGGACCGCGCGCCUCCACGCUGCCGCCACAUCGCCCAAGGCCUCGGAUGUCUCGGACGCCGAGCUCCAGUUUUACCUCGGUGGUCAGUUUGAGCCUGCGGCCUAGCUGCUUGCCGCGACUGCCGCCACCGCUCGGUCAAAGAGGACCACCCGCGGGGGUUCGGUGAUGGACGACGACGUGCUCACCACCGUGGCCACAGAGCCGAGCGUCACUCCGCGUCCGGCACAGAGGCUUGACCCACAGAGGAUUGGCUCGUACUUGCGCUGUUCAACAGGCACCACCACCGAGUUGCUCGCGUCAAUGCUCACCGCGGUGUCGGCCAGCUGCGCACGCCGCAGCUGCCACCCGUGGGCCCGGAGCUCCGACUCGGUGGCCGAUCCGCGCGGAACUUUGCCGGUCGUCACAAUCUGCCCACACGCCCGGCAUCCGAGCUCGAUCACGUCCUUGGCUUCCUCAUCGUCGAGCCCUGCACUGCAAGUAGCGUCGCUCGGCGCGCCGGCUGGCCCGCUCUCGUCAUCGCCGUCGAGCUCGAGCACCACCGCGGGCUUGCCCGACGCCGCCGCCGC
Thecamonas trahens ATCC 50062 is the source of this 1815-nucleotide messenger RNA. RefSeq lists its product as uncharacterized. The coding region runs from base 386 to 1354 and encodes 322 amino acids. Lineage: Eukaryota; Apusomonadida; Apusomonadidae. The record is from RefSeq and is a predicted model, not a curated record. The transcript has a single exon.